AGAAGCCAAGCUAUCAACUGCAGCAGGAUCAGCACCGAAAGUAAAAGAGCUCUGGUUUUUUUUGGGGUUGAAGGCAAUAGUUUUAGCUUCCUCAGGCUUAUAUUCGAAAAUGUUACGUGGAGGGGGAGCACUGGAGCGCACGGAAGGUACGUGUUCAGCGACAGCGUCUUCACCAGAAAGCGAGAAAGACGAAUGCGGCUUGAUGCCCUUCACAGACGGAGUUUCAACAGGUGCUUCUUCAAAUUUGAGGCUGCUUUCAUACUUCUUAGGGUUGUAGGCAACAUUGCGCUUCUUCUCCUCCUUGGGCUGGUAGGUAAAUAUAUUUCUUGCCUCAGGUCCAAGUUUGCGGGGAGCGGAGCGCUCAGGUUCAGGUUCAGCGUCGGCACCCCCAAAGACACGGCCAGGCACUAAAGACCAUUUUAAUUAAAUUAAGCCCUGCAUAAAUGACACAAACCUCCAUAUUAUCAGCCACCAUUGAACUUACGAA
Molecule: messenger RNA, 487 nt
Organism: Umbelopsis ramanniana AG
Lineage: Eukaryota; Fungi; Mucoromycota; Umbelopsidomycetes; Umbelopsidales; Umbelopsidaceae
Exons: 1
Coding region: 193-411 (72 amino acids)
Source: RefSeq, a predicted model, not a curated record